AUGCAUUUCAAUAGGUUUCUUCUAGCCCUGCCUUUGGCAGCUGGCUCGUUUGCGAACUCUUUUCAUGUUAGAGAUGAUGAAAAACCAGUGCAAGAUAUCAAUAUCAACAAGCAGUUCAUAAUUCAGGUUGAGCCGGGAACCAACUUGGAAGGCCUCAAGAAAGAAUUGUCCUCAAAUAACCAGGCCAAGAUCUUGAAGACCUUUGAUUCUGACGUUUUUACUGGUGUCACCAUCGAAUCUGAUGGCUACAACGUGGAUACUUUGAACAGAAUCGAUGUAGUCAAGCAGAGCUGGCCCGUGUCAAAGGUCGAGCUCCCUCCUUUGGAGGAUCUUGCUGAGCUGGUCCAAGUCAAUGAGGCGUCGAACUACUCGAUCCACUCUUGGACUGGUGUUGACAAGGCACACGAAGCGGGCAUUCUAGGUAAAGGUGUGAAAGUCGCUAUUGUUGAUACAGGCAUUGAGUAUACCCACGACGCUCUCGGCGGCGGCUUUGGCACCUCAUAUAAAGUUUCAGGAGGCUAUGACCUAGUUGGUGACGGAAAUUGGCCUAUUGGUGCCCUCGCCCCUGAUGACGACCCCAUGGACAAGCGAGGCCAUGGCACUCACGUUGCGGGUAUAGUAGCCGGGAAGACAGAUUGGUUCACCGGUGUGGCACCCGAGGCGGAACUACUCGCAUACAAAGUAUUUAGCACAGACAGCAACACUUAUGAUAACAUUCUCAUUGAAGCAUUUAUUAUGGCAUACGAAGCUGGCGUGAGUGUUUUUGAGAUCCCCCAUUGCUUGCCUCGGAGACUUACAAACAGACAGGCCGAUAUUAUCACUUGCAGCGUUGGCGCUGCAGGCGGUUGGUCCAAUGGUCCGUGGGCCACAGUUGCAUCUAACAUUGCUGAAAAGGGCGUCAUUGUGACGAUUGCGGCAUCGAAUUCUGGAUCUUACGGUCCAUUCUAUGCAAAUUCCGGCUCGUCUGGCAAGGAUGUCUUAGCUAUUGCCUCGGCAAAGGCGGGAACGCUCGCCGCUUCACCAUUUGAGCUCAGUUUGACCUUAGAUGGGAAGACAACAACUUCUCAGGUUGGAUACCGCUACAAUUAUAACCCUUGGAUGUUCAAGGGCAUGAAGGUAUAUCCCCUAUAUAACGACACCAAGAGGGAUAACCAGGCAUGUACGGCCAACGACAUCCCAGAGAAUACCCCUGACCUGUCCAACGUCAUUGUGUUGAUCAAACGAGGUAAUUGCGACUAUCUUGAGCAAGAAUUCAACUUGAUAUCACACAAUGUGACACAACUUAUGUUCUACAACAAUGGGAGCAGCCCUGAUGAUCCUAUCUCGUGGCUUUCCCGCUCCAAGGCGUUGGUGGAGAAAGAGGUCGGAGAGGCAAUUGUUGAAACAAUCAAUAACGGUGGAGAAGCAACGGUUGACUUCCAGAAGUAUGCAGAUGCCAAAUGGUAUAUGGGAAUGUAUAACGGGGUCGGAAAUCGACCUAGUUACUUCACUUCAUGGGGCGGCUUGUUCGAUAUGGAUCUUAAGCCAGAUGUCGCUGCUCCUGGCGGAGAGAUUCUGAGUUCUUGGCUUGGUAACACCUGGCGUAUUGCGAGCGGUACAUCCAUGGCCACUCCAUAUGCAGCUGGAGUUGCGGCAUUGUAUUUGAGCAAAUUCGGUGGCCGUGAUACCCAGGGAGCAGGAGUGUCGAAGGAGUUCAACAACAAGGUAAUCACCGGGGGCUCUUCAAUGCCCUGGUCGAUUGUUGACAAGACCUAUCCAGACGAUACCGGUUUCUGGGCUCCCACCAUCCAAGCAGGAAGUGGAUUGUUGAACGCAUGGAAGGUUCUGACCUACACAACCACACUAGGAUCCUCAAAGUGGCUUCUCAACGACACGGAACACUUCACUGGGACGCACAGUGUAGAAAUCACGAACAAUGCAGAUACUGAGGUUGAAUAUGAAUUCAACUUGCAACCUGCAGCAGGUGUCCAAGCCGCACCUUCAAGUGGUGUUGGAGUGGCACUGCUCAAUCAGAUCAAACCUGUCGAGAUGGUUCCCAGCGUUAAAAUGCCCUCGGGUACUUUCAAACUGGGAGCUGGAGAGACGAAGACAGCCGAAUUCGCUUUCGACUAUCCACGGGGACUAGACGAGAGCAAGCAACCUCUAUACAGUGGCAAGGUCCUGAUCAGUUCCUCAUUGGGCGAGCAGCUUUCAGUCCCUUAUUUUGGGGCCGCUUAUAGUCUAAGGGAGGCUUACAAGGAUAUCUUCAUUGAGGGAACUCCUUAUAUUCGCUCACCUACUUAUGAUAUUACGCAAAAGUCUAAUUUUACAUUCGAUGUGAGAUUGGAUGGUUCUACCAAGCAAGAUUAUCCAAAAGCUUACGCUUCCUUUGCGUUUGGAUGCGACGAGCUUCGCUGGGAUAUUUAUGAGUCCAGUUGGAAAGAGUCGAGCUGGACCUAUCCUCCUGUCGUUGGGGAGGGCGGCUACCUCGGUGCUGCAACCUCUUUCCGUGAUUCCGGAAUCAAAACGUAUUUUGAUCCGACGGAGGACGAUAAAGAAAACACAGUUCCGUUCCCGAUUAGAGCCACCCCACGCAACAUUAUAUCAGUUCCAGUCGCUGGCUAUGAUCAAUAUCGAUUCUUCUGGCUAGGGAAGCUGGCAAAUGGUUCAUACAUCAAUCCUGGCAAAUACGCUAUGAGGUUCGCCGCGCUGAGGCCUUUGGGCGACAGGACGUUGUCGGCUGACUGGGACAUUUGGGACACACCGGAGAUUACAGUUCUGCCAUUGUCCGAUUAG
Messenger RNA from Clonostachys rhizophaga, 2775 nucleotides. The record is from the annotation of a GenBank genome assembly. Lineage: Eukaryota; Fungi; Ascomycota; Sordariomycetes; Hypocreales; Bionectriaceae.